Messenger RNA from Danaus chrysippus (African queen), 1467 nucleotides. NCBI's taxonomy places the organism in Eukaryota, Metazoa, Arthropoda, Insecta, Lepidoptera, Nymphalidae. The record is from the annotation of a GenBank genome assembly.
AUGUCUUGCGGAAAGCGUCCUCUCGUGAAGAUGUGGGACAAACCCCGGGAGAUUCGAGUCAUCAAACCAUCUCGCUUUGAACAGAACGAAGCCUCCGUCAAACUACACUGGAAAAACGUUCUCCGCCAGUUGGAGCUGUCGUAUAAAGAUGAAGCAUUUUGGGAAUCUCAAAGUGAAACGGUGAAGGAGCUGGUCGGUCCCAAGAUCUUCCGCCGCAUCGUCAAGAUCUUCAACCUGCAUCUCGAUGAGAAGCCUUACGAGCCUCUGUCGGAGUCCAUGUCUCUGGAACCUUCGGAAAUGUUCUACGAAGCGGCAGGAGGAGGCGAGGGGCCGAUGGGUCCGUCGUAUUCUGCGAGCGACUUCGAUGGAGACAUGUACGACGACAUGGAUGAAGAGGAUGACGAGACCGGUCUGCGGGACCAGUCGGAGCUGUGGACUGUCUCCUCGGUCUCCACGACCGAACCCAGGAAACUGUCCCGUUCAAAAUCCGUACUGAGAUCUAAAUCUUUCAGCGCCAAGUCGAUUAGUAAGUCUCUGAGCAGAGUGUCUCGUACAAGGAGUAAGUCUAUUUCGAGACAUUCCAGACUUUUUAAGUCGACUUACUCGAUGGCCGACGAGCCUGCUUCCUCAGCGGAUGACUUGAGAGUCCACGUCAGUGAAGUAACCAUGAGACAAGGUUACAUGCGACGGAGAGGAAAAAACCCCCACUUUGAUAUGCUCUACUGCAAUAAAUCGGAAACCGAUAUGAUAAAAUGGAAGUCGAAAUAUAAACAGAAGACUUUCGAAGUUUCCGCCUCGGACGAGUUCAGUAAGAAGGCCGAGAUAAUGACCAAAAAAAUCGCUAAAGAUUUCUACGACUGGUGGGUCGAGCUCGGCAACUUGGAGUUCAAGAGUGAAAUCAAACGACCCGAAGAUAUCGAAGAUCUAUUUCAAGUCUGGUUUGACGAGCACGCGUCCCGGGGCCUCAUCCUUGAUCCGAAGAUACUGCCUUGUGUACUACCGAGUAUAGCUGCCAGCGUCGGAGUCAAGAAGGCAUCUUGUCCGAGAGUAUUGAAGCGACAGAUCGCAUUCGACAUCGCGGCAGAGAGAAGCGCCGCCGCUGAGAAGAGGUUGAGGACCAAGGGCGUGGUGAGAGCCAAGGAACAGCUGGGAGCCGCUGAGAGCACGUGGCAGCCGAUCAAGAUACCCGAGGACUUGAAGAGCAUGGCCUGUGUAUGGGAUGAAGUACAGCAUCUCACUUCAACGAAGGCGUUCCACCAAUGGUUGCAAAAGCGACCUCAUCUGGCGAUGCCGCCCUACCUCAAGUCUUUGGAGAGUCCUGGCGAUAAGAAACAACUGUUCGUUGUACCCUCCGACUACAUCCUCAAAGAAAAAGCUUCAGCAGCCUCCGUCCAAGACUUGGCUCUGCCGGUUUCGGAAUUCUCAUUGGAAUUAAAAGAAGUUCUGAGCAAGCUCCUCAAUGAUUAA